AUGGGUCGCUACGACAAGGUGCCAGAUUACGACGCCAAGUCCCGCAUAUCGAACUUCCGGCUGCAUUGCAAGAACGCCCGCGAAACGCACUUCUACGAGGAGGAGUGCUUUCCUUUCCGUCGUUUCAACAGUGGUGCCGCCCUUUGCGCCCAGGCGAAACACUGGAACACAUCCAUCGGCCGUUUGCCAAAGAAGUCGGACGAGUUCCUGCUGGAGCUGUUGUGGACCACUUCUCAGAUCACGCGGGUACCGCGCCUGCAUGGUCGUGUCAAGCUCCCGUGGCAAGAGGAAAAGAUGAUGCGAUGGUCCAUGGUUCCGUAA
This is a messenger RNA of Aedes albopictus (Asian tiger mosquito), 321 nucleotides long. Its product is annotated as large ribosomal subunit protein uL22-like. The record is from RefSeq and is a predicted model, not a curated record. Gene Ontology annotation, biological process: cytoplasmic translation. Gene Ontology annotation, cellular component: cytosolic large ribosomal subunit; ribosome. Gene Ontology annotation, molecular function: structural constituent of ribosome. The transcript is spliced from 2 exons. NCBI's taxonomy places the organism in Eukaryota, Metazoa, Arthropoda, Insecta, Diptera, Culicidae. Bases 1 to 321 code for a protein of 106 amino acids.